AUGGCGAGCAAAGGACCCACAACUUCUGCGUCAACAAAGAACUCCAGUACUGGAGGGACCAGUGGCAGUAGUAGCAGUAAUGGUGCUGGGGACAAUGCUAAUCAGGACAACACUUUUGAAUGCAACAUCUGUUUAGACACUGCCAAGGAUGCAGUUAUCAGCUUGUGUGGACAUCUCUUCUGUUGGCCUUGUUUACACCAGGGGUUCCAGGGCUUUGGGUUUGGCGAUGGUGGCUUCCAGAUGUCAUUUGGAAUUGGGGCGUUUCCCUUUGGUAUAUUUGCAACAGCAUUCAACAUAAACGACGGGCGACCUCCUCCAGCUGUUCCAGGGACUCCUCAAUAUGUGGAUGAGCAGUUCCUGUCCCGCCUCUUCCUGUUUGUGGCUCUGGUGAUAAUGUUCUGGCUGUUGCUUGCAUAAAUCUUUUCCAUUAUCCUGUAUCUUCAUGGCCAACAAGGCCACUGAAACAGUUACGAACUGCAUCCCCAUCCCAUUUUAAACCUCUUGGUGUCUGGUUCCGUAGCUAACUAUGGGCUUCAGGAAUUGGUGGUACCACAGCACAAUGAGGAAUCUUGCAUUUUGCACCAGAGUUGGAAUUAAACAUUCGUUAAAAAGCCUGUUUCAGCUGAGCUAUCUUGUACAACAGGUUUCUGCCACAAACCAUGGGCCUAGCUUUGAGCUCUGCUCCUAAAAGGAGUGCCGCUUUGAAAUCCUGUGCCAAUCAGUGACACCAGGUUUAUGUGAAAGACAGCUGCCCCAAGGCAGACUGGGCAGGUAAGGAAACUUCUGCAGUGUGAUCAGUAUCUCAUGCUUGGCAACCACGAUGGAUCUGCCAGAGCUGCGGAUGUUAUUUAAUGUCUUCACAUCAACAUCCAGCCUUCUUCAGGAAAUCAUGUGCAGCACUGCUGAGACUCUUCGGGCACAGCAUGUGAUGCAAAUGGAACCAGGUUUGGGGACUGUUUUCUUUUCUUGCUGUUAUUUCCUGGCACGAUGGAAAACCCCUCCUGAAGCGGUUCUAACAGCUAUU
Molecule: messenger RNA, 1024 nt
Organism: Pelecanus crispus (Dalmatian pelican)
Lineage: Eukaryota; Metazoa; Chordata; Aves; Pelecaniformes; Pelecanidae
Source: RefSeq, a predicted model, not a curated record